AUGGUUGAUGAUAAGAGCAAGCAGACUGUAAAGGGGGAUUUUCGCCCUUUGACUCAGCUUUUCAAAUCUAAACCUCCCUUUCCUCAAAGGAGAUGCCCAAUUUUUAUUAAGUACUUGAAAGAACCGUUGACCAAAAAGGAGACAGUGCAACUUGAAACCUUGAGUUUGACUCAUACCGUGAGUUCCAUUAUUUCAACAACUCUUUUUGUCCAGAAAAAGGGAGAUCCUGGGGCGUUCACCAUUCGUUGUUCUGUUGGGUACCAUGAUUUUGCUCGUACUUUGUGUGAUAAAGGGGCGAGUAUAAAUUUGAUGCCACUUGCUAUCUACAAUAAAUCAGGUUUGGGAAUACCAAGGCCGACUACUAUGAGAUUACAGAUGGCUGAUAGAUCUAUUAAGAGGUUGGUCGGCGUAAUUAAUGAUGUUCUUGUGUAG
Lycium ferocissimum is the source of this 432-nucleotide messenger RNA. RefSeq lists its product as uncharacterized. The record is from RefSeq and is a predicted model, not a curated record. The transcript has 2 exons. Lineage: Eukaryota; Viridiplantae; Streptophyta; Magnoliopsida; Solanales; Solanaceae. Bases 1 to 432 code for a protein of 143 amino acids.